UCUUAAAACAGGAUGCCUCCUAGGAUGCUAGUGGCACCACUGCCACUGCAUUUCCUGUUGGCAGCAGUGAGCAGUGAAAACCAAGGCGGCAGCAGGCACUGGCCCAGGCAGAAAUAGCUCCCGCGCGAUUCACUGGAGCCUUCCCAGGGCCCUGGUCCCGGCUCCCGGGACUCGCGCGUCCUGAUCUCAACAGCGGCAGAGGCCACCGCGGUGGCCGGAAGCACUUUGGUCCAGACCACACUCCCGGCACAGUGCGGAGGGAGCUGGAGGGAGCCACUCUGCGCCCGGACGCCUCAGCGCCCCCUUGGGCUCGGGCUCGCUCUCUGGGGGAAGGUCGACCGAGAUGGCAGGACGCGCUUCCCUCCGCACCGUUCGGGGCGCCCUGGGCGCCUGGCUGCUGAGCGGCCUCUGGGCCUGGACCCUGAGCGGCCUGGGGGCGGUGGGCUCCCCGGGAGCCCCGCGCCCUUGCCAGGCGCCGCAGCAGUGGGAGGGGCGCCAGGUUGUGUACCAGCAAAGCAGCGGGCGCAACAGCCGCGCCCUGCUCUCCUACGACGGGCUCAACCAGCGCGUGCGAGUGCUGGAUGAGAGGAAGGCGCUGAUCCCCUGCAAGAGAUUAUUUGAAUAUAUUUUGCUGUAUAAGGAUGGAGUGAUGUUUCAGAUUGAGCAAGCCACCAAGCAGUGCUCGAAGAUAACUCUGACAGAGCCCUGGGAUCCUCUUGACAUUCCUCAGAACUCCACCUUUGAAGACCAGUACUCCAUCGGGGGACCCCAGGAGCAGAUCACAGUCCAGGAGUGGUCAGACAGAAAGUCAGCUAGAUCCUAUGAAACCUGGAUUGGCAUCUAUACAGUCAAGGAUUGCUACCCUGUCCAGGAAACCUUUACCAAAAACUACAGUGUGAUAUUGUCUACGCGGUUUUUUGACAUCCAGCUGGGUAUUAAAGACCCCUCAGUGUUUACCCCUCCAAGCACAUGCCAGAUGGCCCAACUGGAGAAGAUGAGUGAAGACUGCUCCUGGUGAGCCUGUGCAUAGGGAAGGGGCAGCGUCGGAUGUCAGCCGCCUGUGGCUCCAGCUGGAGAUGGAUAUGAGACUAGUCAAGAUGGGAAUCCUAACUGGAGAGAAAUGUAAUUUUAGGAAGAUGCACAUUGAUGUGAGGUUUUUGAUAUGUCUGAUUUUGACUACUUAAGCUACGUUUACAGAAGAAAAUUGAAUGGCAAAGGUUUGGCUGAAUGAGCUGACCAGAUGGCUAAUAUGGACACUAGGUAUUUCUAAUGCCUGUUUGGGUCUGAUUUUCUGCGUGUACAGGUGUAUACACGUGGAGGGGUCAGUAAGACCAGUUUGCCUUGGCAGAGAGUAUUUAUUAUUGACAUUGUUCAGAUUUGGUGGUGAUAAUAAAAAGCAGAGUUAUUUUGGUCAAUUUUAUUAUUAAUUCUUAAAUUCCCUGCAGAGAAUGCCCCAUUGUUGCUGCACCAGGGUGGGCACUGCUCCCACUGACCCCCACCCCACCCUGCCCCUGCACCCCCUUGGCUGCCAAGAAAAUGAUACCUUAAAUCCCUUCCACACUUAAGAAUUUUAUGGCAUGACCUAAUUGAUAUAAACGUUUAGAAGGAAAUGACAGGAUGAAAUAGGAAGUAAUUAUUCCUCUAAAGAAACAUUUUAAGCAAGAUGGUUUAGAGAAUCCUAAUGUCUACACUGGUAAAACACGAGCCAUGUAUGCCUCUUUUUUUUCUAUGCAAGAGUAUUGAUGUAUGUGCUGAAUCUUCACAGACUUGUCAGCACACAGGCAGUAUUCUAAAACAGCACUGAACUGGGCAUCAGGAGACUAUUGUCUCCUAAACCCAGGACUAGAAUUCCCUUGUGCUCUCACUCCUUCAGUCAUUAAAUGCACUGGGCUUGCCCUCACUUGGCCUUUCUAGGACACUGCUUCACAACCUCUGUGUGUAUCUGACUUCGGCAUCUCCUUCCAGGUCAGCUCAUUCACAAGAGUGGCUCCCAAGCCUGGAUGAGUUGCACCUUGCAUCUUGAGCAUGCAUUUCUCACAAUAAUUAUUAAGCUGUGUGAUCGUUUCUGCUUCCAGGACGCUGUCAUCCAUUAUCUUGGCUGUGAGCUCCUUGGUAUGAGUACCUUGUACUGUUUACUUUUAUAUCCCUAGCGCCAAGCAAGUGCCUGGCACAUGGUCAGUGCCCUAAGUAUUUGUAAAGAAUGUCAGCCUCUCUGGUCCCUAGUUUCCUUAUGUGUUAAAUGAGGUUGAGUUUGUUGAUCGCUAGGGAGAGACUUUCAGUAAUAAAAUUUACUAUUCUAGAUUCUUCUACUGUUAUGUUUUAUCUCCCCAUUUAUCUUUUAUAGUUACCAGGAGAAAUGUGUGAUACCUAUAUUACAACGAAAACAAUCUUACUACUCACAGUUUAUCUACAUUAAACAAAUUUAAUUGCAUUUUAAGGCAUUUUUUGAUAUUGUUGCUUUUGUAAUAAAUAUGGAUAAUCUUGGUUAUAAGGGAGUUAAAACCAUGCUCUAAUAAAUAAAUAAAGUGCUUCAUGUGGCAAAA
Molecule: messenger RNA, 2543 nt
Organism: Sapajus apella (tufted capuchin)
Lineage: Eukaryota; Metazoa; Chordata; Mammalia; Primates; Cebidae
Gene: EPDR1
Product: ependymin related 1
Exons: 3
Coding region: 344-1018 (224 amino acids)
Biological process (GO): cell-matrix adhesion
Cellular component (GO): lysosome; extracellular region
Molecular function (GO): calcium ion binding
Source: RefSeq, a predicted model, not a curated record